Messenger RNA from Myxocyprinus asiaticus (Chinese sucker), 1938 nucleotides. RefSeq names its product zinc finger protein 888-like. The transcript has 3 exons. The record is from RefSeq and is a predicted model, not a curated record. NCBI's taxonomy places the organism in Eukaryota, Metazoa, Chordata, Actinopteri, Cypriniformes, Catostomidae. The coding region runs from base 62 to 1492 and encodes 476 amino acids.
UUGUUUUUCACGCGCAGGAACAGGAAGACGAAGAAGAAAGAUUGAACGCAAGAUUUUCAUCAUGAUCGGAUUAGUGUCUAUUCAUUCAUUUCUGAUCAAGCGCAUGAUGGCAGCCGCCGAAGAAAUAUUCGACGCUGUCAAAGACAAUGUUAUUGAGUAUCAGCAGGAGAUAGAGCGCCUAAAGCAGGAGAACUGUUGUCUGAGGAACACACUGGCUCACACCAGGAACUGGAGCCGUGCAGAAACACACAAUGAUGCUCAGAGCACCAAUGCAGAUGGAGUUCUGCAAGGUCCAUUGGAUUCAGAACUCUCAGAAAUACGAGUGAAGAUGGAGGUUGCCAAAGUGGUGUCUCAUGAGCCUAUGAGUCAAGCUUCAACCAUCACCUCUGUCCACUCAGAAGGUCAGGAACCCACCCAGUUCCUCUUACACCAGCCAGAAGUACUGGUGAAGACUGAAGAUGGUGGUGGUUUCGAUAUGCAAUCAUCAGUCGCAGUUAAAUCAGAUCUGUGGGUUCAAGCCAGUAAUUCAAACUCAUCUUUAGAACAACGUGGCUAUAUCAGUGAUGGUCACCUUGACCUUCCAACAGCUGAACAAGACCUGCACUCUCGCGAUGAGGUGUCGCAAAAAGCACUGCAAAGUCACGAGGACACAUUCAUUUGCAAGAUUUGCAGCAAGUCUUUUUGCAACAAUGGACGCUUGCGAAAACAUAUGGUAGUUCACCAGAGCGAGAGACCUUUCUGCUGUGAUUCCUGUGGAAGGCGCUUUAAAUCGAAAACACACUUGAAAGAACACGAGAGACUCCAUACAGAAAGACAAGCAGAGGAUCAGAACUCCAUUGAAGAACCACCGGACUCACAGCUCUCCCAAAUGCAAAUAAUGCUGAUGCCAGACAGCAUAAACAUGGACAGAAACCCACAGCACUCAUUGAGUGUUUCACCUACUUCUUAUGAACUAAGUUUAAACAGAACCUCAGUUAAGAGAGAAAAGGUGGCAGAUCUAAGCAUGAACUUGAUGGAACAAGUUAUAACAGAUUAUUUUAAGACAAAGAUUAUCUGUUCUAAUAUCUCAGCUCCAAAUAAAAGUGUUAGUGACCAGGUGAUAAUUGUACACGAUGAACCAAGCCCCCAUCCCAUUUCUGAUCGUGAACAAACAAUUGAGGGGAUAUCGCACCUGAAUUUGGACCUACAAAGUCAAGACACUGAGAAAUUUCCUUUCCGAUGUGAAAUAUGUGACAGGCCAUUUAAACGUUACCAGAGCCUAAAGGUCCAUAUGUGUGUGCACCAACGAAUUAGAAACUACCACUGUAGGGUGUGUGGUAGGGGAUUCUAUAAGGGCUGUCAUCUCAGAGAGCAUUUGAGAAUUCACACUGGUGAAAAACCAUACGGAUGCAAAAAAUGUGGGAAAUGCUUUGUUCAAUGGAAUCAGGCAAGGGCACACAUAAUUAAAAAUCAUGGAGGAGAUAUGUCACAGUUAUCAAAGAAAAAGGCCUAAAGCUGUUAAGUUUGCUGUCAUUAUCACUUCUUUGGCUGAGUAAUUAGAAUAGUAAUGCUGGUUUUGAAUUUCAAAUUUGCAUACCAAAUUAUCCAUAUUUGACAUGUUCAAAGAAAUCAUUCUGAAACUGAGACUUUUCUAAAACAGGUUCUGUGGGAUGUUUUUGCUGGGAAUGCACUUGCUGUUCACUGCUUUUUACAUCUCAUGUCUGCCAGUUAUGUUGAUUGCAUGGGCCAAAGUGGUAACAGUUAAGAUGUUCGGUGCUUUAAUCGACCCUUUACACAGUUCCAGGUUUGGAACAUGGAAAUAAACAAUAAUGGAGUGAAUCUCUAUAUACAGGUGCAUCUCAAUAAAUUAGAAUGUCGUGGAAAAGUUCAUUUAUUUCAGUAAUUCAACUCAAAUUGUGAAACUCGUGUAUUAAAUAAAUUCAGUGCACACAGACUGAA